Messenger RNA from Exaiptasia diaphana, 931 nucleotides. RefSeq names its product sulfotransferase family cytosolic 1B member 1. Lineage: Eukaryota; Metazoa; Cnidaria; Anthozoa; Actiniaria; Aiptasiidae. Gene Ontology annotation, molecular function: sulfotransferase activity. The record is from RefSeq and is a predicted model, not a curated record. Gene Ontology annotation, cellular component: cytoplasm. Gene Ontology annotation, biological process: sulfation.
GAACGACAUGGAUGAUGGAAAUUGUAUGGCAAAUUUACAACAACGCGAAAAUCAACGAGACGCGAAUCGAUCAAAAAGUGCAAUUUCUCGACACUCUUUGCAUGAACCCACACUCAGCCAAUCAGCUCACGGUAGAWGACGUCAACGAGGCAUUUGAAAGUCUUCCUUCGCCGCGAUUGGUCAAAACUCAUCUGCACUAUGAGCAUGUUCCAAAUGGGAACACGGACGAGGAUCGGCCUAAGAUUAUUCUUGUAGUCCGYAAUCCCAAGGAUUGUGCYGUUUCGUACUUUCAUCAUUACAAGGGCCUUGGUAUAUUGGAGUGCGACUGCGAUUGGCAGGAGUUUUUUGAGUUGUUUUUGGAUGGGAAGUUGGUUGGUGGAAGCUGGUUUGACUACAUGCUUGGAUGGUGGAAGCAUCGACAAGAUGACAACGUUCUCGUCGUCAAGUACGAGGACAUGAAGAGAGAUUCCCUCACUACAAUCGCAAGAAUCGCUUCAUUUGUCAACAAAGACUUGGAUCCCACCACACUUCAGAGCAUUGCCGACCAGACUACAUUUCAAGCCAUGCGCACUAGACCAGCCUUUGACCACAAGUGGUUYGGGAUAAAACCUGGAGACUUUCACUUUAUCAGAAAAGGGCARAUAGGAGAUUGGAAAAACUACUUUACCAAGGAACAAAACACACGCUUUGAAGAGUUUUUUCAUGCGAAGAUGAAAAAUAGUGGSCUGACACUUGAUUACCUUUCCUGAGCUGCAAGUCAGUAAAUUCAGCGGCAUCUCUUAACAAUUUUAACGCCAGCACUCAAUUGUCACAGCGGUAGUUGUUGCUUAGAUACCAUACAUGUAGUAAUCAAUAGCAAGCGUACGUACAUCAAAAAAAAAAUUGUGCCUUGUUCAUUUACUCUUUGUAUUAAAAAUUUUCAUAUAAAAUA